GGAAAAUUUCACUGAGCUCCCUGUACUACAACUCGACGUCACUUUUCUCCUCCAUGUAUUAAGUUCUCUCUCUUUUACCUCAAUAUUUUUAUCUAAUUACACAUCGCAGUCAAUACUCUGUCUAAUUUACCGUUGCACAUCCUCUGCAAAUGAACAAAGAAAAUAGAAAUUUCACUAGGGUUUUCCGCAGAAUUGCUCCUUCACAUCUUCAAUCCUAAACCCAAAUUUUCGAUCAACAAACACUGAAUUAAUGGUAGAAGGCGGAGGAGCUGGUGAACCCGAACCGAUUCCGGGGCCUAAACCCACCUCUUCGUACGAAUCCUCCGGCGACCGUCUCCGGUUCACGGUGGAGCUCCGUCCCGGUGAAACGACCAUCGUUUCGUGGAAGAAGCUUCUCAAGGAGGCUACCUCCAGUAAGCCCAACGGACCUGGCCGAUCAGUUUCGUUUCCGUUGUCGGAUGCCCAUCAGCAGCCGGUUUUUCAUCCUUCGCCUCCGCUGCCUGCGGUGGAAUCUUUCAAUCAGGUGGCGGAGAAUGAAGUUAAAGACUCACAAGCUCAGGCCGGGUCGAACCGUUUGAGCAAUGUGAUUGAGAAAAUCGAGCGUAUGUAUGCGGGUAAUGGCAGUAGUGAAGAGGAAGAUGUUUUUUUGGAUGAUGUGCCCGAUGAUGAUGAUUAUGAUACAGAGGAUUCGUUCAUUGAUGAUGCCGAACUGGAUGAUUAUUUCAAGAUUGAUAACUCAUCCAUAAAGCAUGAUGGAUUUUUCGUGAAUCGUGGAAAGUUGGAGCGCAUUGAACCUGCCACAACUGCAGACCCACAGCCAAAGAAAAGGAGACGUAAAGAUGCUACCAAAGGUGAAACUGGGAAAAAUGACGUAGAUAACUCGAAAAAGCAAGUGAAAAUGGGGAAUAGAAGUAGAAAAUCGAAUGAAAGAAGCUCCACUAGUCAGUCACAUAGAAUGACUGCAACAAACAUGCUAACUGCCGAAGUACCAUCUGAUCCUUCUCCAUCAUAUGCUGCUGAAUCAUUAAAGAAGAAAACUGCAGAUAUCCAAAUAGCUAUGAAUCCUUCAGGACUUCCGAGUGGUGAAGGCAUUAGGCAGAAUAAGGAUGCUGACCAGCAGACAACUAGAAUUCUCACAUCAGAGGACCAUAAUAGUAAAUUGAAAGAGAGUAGGGAACUUCAAGAGCCUCCAGCUCAGGGGUCCAAUGACAAACAAUUACAUUUAAGUGAGUCUCAUUCUGCGAAAGAACUAAAUAAUGGUGAUGAGCUGGGUCCAACUAUUCAACGGAAAGAGACAGGUGGAAUUGUUGGAAGAUUUGACCUUAAUGUCCCGCCUAGUGCUAGCACUGGCAGGGAACCACAAAUUACAAAGGCUCCUCUCAUGCCAAGAAAAGAAGGAUCAAAUGUUAGAUCAAGAAUCUCAAUGCUCGAGAAGGCCAUUCGGGAGUUGGAAAAAAUAGUUUCUGAAUCUAGACCACCUUCUACUGAAGUCCAUGAUCCUGAUAGCUCUUCUCAGACGGUGAAAAGGAGAUUGCCGCAAGAUAUAAAGCAGAAGUUGGCGAAAGUUGCUAGAUUAGCGCAUGCCAGCUAUGGAAAAAUACCAAAGGAUGUGACCAAUCGUCUGAUGAGCAUUGUUGGCCACUUAAUGCAGCUUAGGACGCUGAAGAGAAACCUUAAAAUCAUGGCUAAUUUGGGGUUGUCUGCUAAACAAGAGAAGGAUGAUCGGUUACAGAAGAUAAAACAAGAGGUUGCAGAUAUGGUCAGGCAGUGGAUUCCAUAUAUGAAGUCCAAGUUGGAACAUCAAAAUGCUAGUUCAGAUUAUUUUCAAGGAGCUGGGCUAGAAGAGAAAGAAGCAUUGAAACGAAAAUACAGCAUGGAUGAUGCUUUGGAAAAUAAGAUUUGCGAUUUAUAUGACCUUUAUAUUGAGAGACUAGAAGAAGACUCGGGCCCUCCUGUCAAAAGACUUUAUGAAGAGCUUGCAUCAUUGUGGCCUAGUGGAAUCAUGGACACUCAUGGAAUUAAACGUGCAAUAUAUAAAGCUAAAGAUAGGAGGAAGGCAUUAUCCAACAGGAGGAAGGACAAAGAGAAGAUCAGGAAAAGGAAGGUUUUAGACUCGGAGGAAAGGAAAAAGGAUAUUCCCAGCAUCAGUUCACUUAAUGCCAUGCCACAUGACAUCUUGCCGAAAAAGAAAGUCAGCAGAAAGUCAAAGUCAAACACAGAUACUGGUGAAGCUCAGUUAGACUCGGAGGAAAGACACAAACAGCAUAAGCACGUAGCUAUGCCUGUCCAUAAACCGAACCUGGCGCCAGCUGGCCCCGAGAACCCGAGUUGAACCUGAAGGUUCAGUUUAAUGCCUUUUUUCGAGUCAUUUUCAUUUUUUUUCUUCAUUACUUGUUAUUGACCAUUGAAAUGUAGUUUAUAGUGGCAUGAAGUAUACAGCAUAUACUUUUCGGAAUAGGUGAUGGGACAUCUAUGAUCUAUAUGGAUGGAUGAACGGCUUCCAUUCUAUGUGAAGAGGUACAGAGAUAAUUAGGCCAGAGAAAAUAUAUUGAAUAUGCUUUCUCUUGAGACGGUAUGUACUUUGAGGAUAAGUUGUUGUACCCUCUUUCUCUCUUAGUUAUCUCUUGUUUUAAACAGAAGAAUAUAAGGGCACUGUGCCUUUUAUCAAGCAGCUGCUUUAGGUAGACCUAAUGUUUAGACAAUCAUAUUUUUUUUUUUUCAACAGAUAUGCAUACUUUACAAUUGAAAUGUCACUCUUAAAGACAACAUAAACAAGGGUAUGGCAUUUUAUAAGAUAAGGUAUGUUUGUGUUACAAUUGUAUGAUGGAUUGAUUAGUUUAACGGAUAGGUCUCUUUGCACGAUAAUCUGUGUUUAAUGAGUAUUUCUUGACUUUUUGGUAGUAAUUGUGUUGAUACCAAAUUUGUUGGCCAGAAAUUUGAG
This is a messenger RNA of Striga asiatica, 2941 nucleotides long. NCBI's taxonomy places the organism in Eukaryota, Viridiplantae, Streptophyta, Magnoliopsida, Lamiales, Orobanchaceae. The record is from the annotation of a GenBank genome assembly.